AUGAUGUAUCAUGCAGCAUCAAAUAACUGUACCAGUGGCUUAGCUGAUAAUUAUAUAUAUAUUAAUCAAGAUAAAAUUCCACGCUCAUUAAUAUGUCCGAUAUGUUUAGAACCUUUGAUAGAUCCACAAACACAUAUUUUAUGUGAAAAUUCAUUUUGUAAUCGUUGUAUAAGAAACUUAAGACAUUGUUCAUGUUGUCGUACAACGAUUGUAGAGUUAAAUGAUCUUAUAAUGGCAAGUGAUGUUAUAAGAAAUGCACUUGAUGAGCUUCAAAUUCAAUGUAAUAUAUGUAAAAAUAUCUUACGUCGUGGUAAUUUUGAUAAUCAUAUUGAAAAUUGUUGUCUUCAACUAUCAUCAAUAACAUCUGAAGAAGAGAAUAAUUCAAAUACGAAUGAAAAAUAUAUAGAAAAACAUUUAUCAAAUUUAUAUCGUCGUGUACAUAAAUCAGAAAGUGAUUUUUAUGAAUUAAAAAAAGUCAUAUUGAUAUUUUUGCUUGUUUUAAUAAUAAUGGGAAUAAUACUUCUUUUAAAUACUAUUUUGUUAUAUAUAAUUCAUUUAAUUAUAUCAGUUAUUUUUUCAAAAAGAUUAUCAUUAUUUAUUCAAGCAAUAUCAAAAUUUUUAUUUGAUUUUCUUCAGUAA
Molecule: messenger RNA, 639 nt
Organism: Rotaria sp. Silwood2
Lineage: Eukaryota; Metazoa; Rotifera; Eurotatoria; Philodinida; Philodinidae
Source: the annotation of a GenBank genome assembly